Messenger RNA from Nicotiana tabacum (common tobacco), 1943 nucleotides. RefSeq names its product serine carboxypeptidase-like 13. Lineage: Eukaryota; Viridiplantae; Streptophyta; Magnoliopsida; Solanales; Solanaceae. The record is from RefSeq and is a predicted model, not a curated record. Gene Ontology annotation, biological process: proteolysis; secondary metabolic process. Gene Ontology annotation, molecular function: serine-type carboxypeptidase activity; acyltransferase activity, transferring groups other than amino-acyl groups.
AUGGCGAAUCAAGUUCGACCCUGCUCGGAGCCUGGCGGCUUUGCAACUGAGCUAUCAGCACCUGUUGGGCUUGCAGCAUUUCGAAAAUCAUGCUUAAAUGGCGAGAAUUACGGAUCCCUGUCGGCGGAGUUGGCAGGUCUUUUCUUCGAGGCUGUUAAGAAUAGGAUCGGUUACGUCCUCGACAAACUCGGGGCAAGUCUGAUGAUUUCGAUGGCUGGCUUCGAUAUUGCUUUCGAGUCCGAUAUUUAUCAUAUUCCGAUUCAGCUGAUUAUGUUGGACAUUAGAUCGAACCCGAACUUCGAUCUCGAGAUCGGUGUUACCGUGACUUUGAUUUCUACCCAGAUAUGGAUGUGCCGACUUCGGUCUAUUGCUUCAGAUGCCCGAUCGAGCAUCGGGCUCGGUUUUACCUACACACACACACACACACAUAUAUAUAUAUAUANUAUUAUUUCACUUGUGUCCAUCAUCAACUUCUUUUUGCUGUUUUAUAGAGUUGUUGUCCUACCACAACAUGCUGCUGCUUCUCACUCUACCGUUGAAUUUCUUCCUGGAUUUGAAGGUCCACUUCCUUUCCAUCUUGAGACUGGGUAUAUUGGAGUAGGUGAAUAUGAAGAAGUGCAGCUCUUUUAUUAUUUUCUUAAAUCAGAAUCAGAACCCACAAAAGAUCCUAUUUUGAUUUGGCUCUCAGGAGGACCUGGUUGCUCUUCCUUUACUGCACUUGUUUAUCAAAUAGGGCCCUUGUAUUUUGAGCCAAACGAGUAUAAUGGGAGCCUUCCAAAGCUAACAUUGAAUCCAAACUCAUGGACCAAGGUAGCUAACAUAAUAUUCUUGGAUCAACCUGUGAAUAGUGGCUUCUCUUAUGCAACAACUUCAACAACAUUCAAGUCUACUGAUCUACAAGCAUGCCACCAUAUCUACCAGUUUUUGCGAAAGUGGUUGAUUAAGCAUCAAGAGUUCAUUAGGAAUCCAAUGUACAUUGGUGGAGAUUCAUAUUCUGGCAUCACUGUUCCAGUUAUCACUCAACUAAUAUCAAAUGGAAUUGAAGCAGGGCACAAGCCAUCGAUUAAUCUUAAGGGAUAUAUACUUGGGAAUCCUAGCACGUUUCCUCUUCAAUAUAACUACUGGGUUCCUUAUGCUCAUGGAAUGGGACUUAUCUCCGACGAACUUUAUCAGUUGAUUAGUGGAAUCAAUAAGCCACACAUCCUAGAGCCCUCGUGUGGUUCAGAUGCAGAAUCUAAAAGGUCAUUUCGAUUAUUUGGAAAAAGAAGAUCUCUUUAUGAAAAUUAUUCCACUAAGUGCCGAGUUGAGGUACACAGGUUGUCUACUUACUGGGCAAAUGAUCCAAGAGUACAAGAAGCUCUUAAUGUUCGUAAGGGAGCUAUAACAAGAUGGACAAGAUGUAGGGAAAGUAUCGUGAAUAAAACUUACACUAUUACUUUCCAAGAUAGCAUACCUUAUCAUGUGGAACUCAGCAAAAAACUUUAUCGAUCACUUAUAUACAGUGGCGAUCAUGAUAUGGGCAUUCCAUUCCAAUCAACUCAAUUUUGGAUAAAAUCUCUAAAUUAUUCUAUUGUGGAUGAAUGGCGGCCAUGGAGUUUUGAUGGUCAAGUUGCAGGAUAUACAAGAUCCUAUUCCAACCAGAUGACAUUUGCAACUGUCAAGGGAGCAGGACAUGUAGCUCCUGAGUACAAGCCUAAAGAGUGCUUUACCAUGUUUCAAAGAUGGUUGUCUCAUGAACCACUUUGAAUUACAUAUCAGAAGCAAGUAAUAAGAAUGUAAAACCUAUUUUUUUAAUAUUUGAGUCAGUAACCCAUUAGAUGUUUUAGUUCAGACGACCUUAACGGUCUGGUCAUCUAAAUAAGUCUUUAUUAUCAGAUUCCAAUGAUGUUGUUGCACCGUCUGUGACCUCAUCGAUGCUUGUCUAGUUAUUUAGAACCAUUAAA